ACUAACUGAGAAUCCAUUUUUUUGUUGUUGAUGUUGUUGUUGAUGCUCAUCGUAUAUACAAUUAAUAUAUUCAUUAUCUACGCCUACACAAUCUUCAACACAAUAAAUGUUUUUAAUGUUCAAUUGAUUGAAUCCAAACUUUUCAAAUAUGGGUACUCCCCUCAUUUUAAUAUCACAAGAUCCCCAAUUAACAUCCAUCAUAUACUCCUCCCCUUCUUUUCUUUCAAAGAUCAACGACUCCAAAUUGGUGCAAUUUCGUAAUUGUUUGAUUAUACUUGCGAAAUUUUUUAAUUUCCCUUCAAUUGUCAAAUAUUUUAAAUUGGUUUCCUGAGAUUUAAUGAUUUCUCCGAAUUCAAAUAAAUUCUCAGUAAUUAAAGAUUCGUUAAAAGAUAAACCUUCUAUUUUAAACUGAUGAGCAAUAAAAUCGGAAAUAUUUUUAAUGAACC
Molecule: messenger RNA, 446 nt
Organism: Rhizophagus irregularis DAOM 181602=DAOM 197198
Lineage: Eukaryota; Fungi; Glomeromycota; Glomeromycetes; Glomerales; Glomeraceae
Source: RefSeq, a predicted model, not a curated record